UGAAGAGCACCUGAAGGGGUGAAGUCAAAGCCUGCUCCACACAACCAGUGGAAAUGGAAAAAACCAGGCCGUUAUGGGACAACCCGUUCCAGUUUGUGUUUGCUUGCAUUUCUUAUGCAGUGGGACUGGGAAAUGUAUGGAGGUUUCCUUAUUUAUGUCAGAUGUAUGGAGGAGGUGGAUUCCUAGUCCCUUAUCUUAUCAUGUUAAUUGUGGAAGGGAUGCCAUUGUUAUACUUGGAGUUGGCAGUGGGACAGCGCAUGCGUCAAGGAAGCAUCGGGGCAUGGAACAGAAUAAGUCCUUACCUCUGUGGGGUUGGCAUUGCCAGUGUUGUCGUGUCCUUUUUCCUCUCUAUGUACUACAAUGUCAUAAACGCUUGGGCUUUCUGGUACCUCUUCCAUUCAUUCCAGGAUCCUUUGCCAUGGGCAAAUUGUCCCCUGAAUAGUAACCACACUAACUACGUGGAAGAGUGUGAGAAGGCAUCCUCCACUCAGUACUUUUGGUACAGGAAAACUCUGAAUAUUUCUCCAUCUAUUGAAGAGAGUGGGAGCAUCCAAUGGGAACAAGCAGUUUGUCUUAUCCUGGCAUGGCUGUUGGUCUAUUUGUGCAUUCUCAGAGGAACAGAGUCCACAGGCAAGGUUGUGUAUGUGACGGCUACUUUGCCCUAUGUGGUCCUCAUCAUAUACUUAAUCAGAGGCCUAACACUCCAUGGAGCUACAAAUGGACUAAUGUACAUGUUUACGCCAAAGCUAGAGCAACUAGCAAACCCCAAGACGUGGAUUAACGCAGCAACUCAGAUCUUCUUCUCUCUUGGGCUUGGCUUUGGAAGCCUGAUUGCUUUUGCCAGCUACAACGAGCCAAGCAACAACUGUGAGCGGCACGCCAUCAUUGUCUCCCUAAUCAACAGUUCCACCUCAAUCUUUGCCAGCAUUGUGACUUUCUCUAUUUAUGGUUUUAAGGCAACUUUCAAUUACGAAAGCUGCAUAAGCAAGGUGAUCUUGCUCCUUACAAAUGCUUUUGAACUGGAAGAAGGACUAUUAACGGCAGCAAACCUUGAAGAUAUGAAAGUUUAUCUAGCAUCUGCUCAUCCCAGUGAAUAUACAGAACUGUUUCCACAGAUAAGGAAUUGCAGCCUGGAAGCUGAAUUAGACACAGCAGUCCAAGGGACUGGAUUGGCAUUCAUAGUCUACUCUGAAGCAAUAAAGAACAUGGAGGUCUCCCAGUUGUAUUCAGUGCUCUAUUUCAUUAUGCUGCUAAUGUUGGGGAUAGGCAGCAUGCUAGGGAACACGGCAGCCAUCCUCACUCCUUUGACGGACAGCAAAUUCCUUUCCACUCACUUGUCCAAAGAGAUGAUCUCAGGUGGCAUCUGUUUUGUCAACUGUAUCAUUGGCCUUCUGUUCACCCUUGAGGCUGGCAGCUAUUGGUUCGAUAUCUUCAAUGACUACGCAGCUACCCUGUCUUUGCUGCUCAUUGUAUUAGUGGAAACUAUUGCUGUUUGUUAUAUUUAUGGGCUAAGAAGAUUUGAGGAAGACCUUCAUGCGAUGACAGGCCAUAAGCCAAGUUGGUACUGGAAGAUUAUGUGGGCUUUUGCUAGUCCUGUGCUAAUUGUAAGCCUAUUUAUAUUUUACAUCACUGACUACAUCAGUACAGGGACCCUGCGGUACCAAGCAUGGGACGCAACAGAGGGUCACCUGGUUACAAAGGAUUAUCCUAGUGGUGCUCUAGCAGUUAUUGGGUUGCUAGUGGCAGCAUCCACUCUGUGUAUCCCUCUAGCUGCAUUAGUAACUUUAAUAAUCAGAACAAAGAGGGGAAACGCGUCAACAGUUGCAUGACCAGCAAGAGUUAGAUUUAGGAGAACUUCAAAAACAGCCACAGCUUCUACACUCCACUUCGAAGACUCUUGCAGCUACCACUCUCAACAACAGAAUAAGGUUACUGCCGAACCAAACACUCUUUUGGCAGCUCCUGUACUGGCUCAGGCAACUUGUAGCUGAUGAUGGUUUAAGAUGGUUUUGAUGAAAUAUGUACAGAAAAUGACAGCUUUCAAGAAAACCAGUUUUUACAAAGAAUAUGCUGGCCAAUUUCAUCUGCCUACACAGGGGUCAUUUUGUAGAAAAAGAGCUGGAGGAACUCAUUAGCAUAACUCAUUAGCAUAUGCCACACCCCUGACAUCACCUAUCCUGGCUGUUUUGGACCCAAUCCUGGCUACUCAUGGCCAAAAUUGGGCCCAAAAUGGCAAAAGGGGGCUGAAAAUGGCCAAAAAGGGGCCCAAAAUGGCCAGAAUUGGGCCACUGCUGAGCAGGAGAGUGAUCCACCACCCAUCAGAGGCCCGAUCCGGGAUGUUUCGGCCCCAAUCCAGGAUGAAAUGGGCCCAAAAUGGCCCCCCAUGGGCGGGGCCACCUAACGUGACCUCUUUGGGGAACUGCCGGAACUGCGUUCCUGCGCGUUCCCCCUUGAAAUGAGCCCUGUGCCUACAUAAGGCAAUCUUUGCCUUAGUGGAAAGGAGUUUCUUUUGUAUCUGGAGUGCCGGAAGAAAGUCUUGCACUUCAGGGAAACUACAACAUAUGCUACGGUUGCCAUGUAUAAUGCAAAACUUGACUACACAAAUCAUUUGUGCUUUUCAUGGAAUGUGUAUUCCUGGAAGAUGAUAGGAAACUUCUGUAGAAUUUGCAUUAGCUCACCACUGAAAGUUAUCAGUGUUUGUAUGUCAAUUUUCAAGUUAUAUGAAGUAAACAGCAGUUUCCAAAAUAGUCUAUGGUAUUUCCUGAGAUGUGCUCUGCACUCAUAAUGGCAUGAGCAACUAGCAAACCCCAAGACUCAUGUUAAGCACUGAAAAGAUAAUAAACAUAGGAUUACCCGUCAGCACAUCUCCUACUUUCUUUCUAGUACUCUUAAAGUUACCAUGAAAUGCCAAACAUACUCAUAAAAACUUUAAAAAGUAGGUUAGAUGUGUUGGUUCACAGCAAAAUUUAAAACCAAAAGCCAUGUAAUACCUAUUAAAUCUAACCAAAAUACAACUUCCACGGUUUCCAUAGCUUUUUAUUAGGCUGGAAGUUGGGGAAAAGGGGAAGAACUUGAUGGUCAAGCUUUUAACACCUCUUCCCCAGCAUCCUGUGCAGACAGUAGGCACAAGAUGUGGCAGAUACCAGGUUGCCCCACUAACAUACUGUAAAUAAGGAACAAAAUGUGGAAGCCACCCCAUUGAAAACAUAACUGAUGGAACUUUAAGUUCCCUACAUGGUCUCGUCAUGAGAAAAAUGUUAGUUACUUCUUUUGCUGUACUAUGUGUUACCAUCACAAUUUGAUCUUGUUCAGUGAAAUCUAAAAAAAAAAGUUAACACAAAAACCAAUACUCAAGUUCUUAAGAAUAGUCUGCACACUACACAAAACACCUUAAGGGGUCACACUCUGCUUCACCAGGAGAAACGCCACUCAGACACCUUGAAGUUUUCUUACCCUGCUGUAAAAUGUGUAAUAAUGCUUCUGUACCCUGCUCUCUUAAAUGACGAGCUGGAAUGCAGGUAACUGAUUUUCAUCUCUGAAUGCAUGAUUAUAAUGUUCUACCCUACAUUCAUUUUUCAUGCUAAAGUUCAUAGAACAUUUAAAAUAUGAGCUGAAAAUCAAUAUGCACCAAUAGAUGAUACGUUAGGCAUAACUAGAAGCUAUGUCACAGUGAACUUCACAACUUUGGGAAAGAAGUUCCAGCAUAUACUUGCUAAAGAAAUUCCAUAUUCUGUCCAAACAGUAUUGUGAGAUCAGAUUAAGUUCCAUAGGACACGUGG
Messenger RNA from Eublepharis macularius, 3779 nucleotides. It is a transcript of the gene SLC6A20, whose product is annotated as solute carrier family 6 member 20. Gene Ontology annotation, biological process: sodium ion transmembrane transport. Gene Ontology annotation, molecular function: L-proline transmembrane transporter activity. Gene Ontology annotation, cellular component: plasma membrane. Bases 54 to 1829 code for a protein of 591 amino acids. The record is from RefSeq and is a predicted model, not a curated record. NCBI's taxonomy places the organism in Eukaryota, Metazoa, Chordata, Lepidosauria, Squamata, Eublepharidae. The transcript is spliced from 11 exons.